UUUUUGUUUGGAAAUCCAAAAGCAUAACCCACUCCCAUAAAACUCACGAUGCGCGCUGCCACGCUGGUCGCAGUGCUCGUGGUGAUUGCGCUCGCGUCCAUCAGCGCCGUUCCCGCGUCGCUCUCCAACAACCACCACGGCUCGAUCACCACCACCACCACCACCACCCUCUUCGGCAGUCAAUCCAACACUCUCUCCGUGCAGCAGCUGCACCCCGCACUCGCUGCUGCUGCCGGCCCCGUCCUCUUUGCCAGCGCACAGGAAGAAGACUCGUUCGGCGAUGAAGAAGACGAGGUCGUAGCCACGGACGACGACGGCGAUGACGAGGAAGUCGAGGUCGUUGUUCCAGCCAAGUCCGCAAAGUCCAAGACCACCACUGCGACCACGACGACGACGACUACGACUGGUGAUGACGAUGAGGAGGCUGUCGAGCAGGAGGUCGAGACGGCGCCCGCUGGCGAGUCGGAUGCCGAGGCCAAGCCACGCAAGGCAAAGAAGGCGCCCAAAGUUGCCCCUGUGCCGCGCGUUCAGAAGGUUCGCGGCCUGCCCGAAUUCACCUUCUCCAACUGGUACCCGGAACUGUUCAGCUUGCUCGGCAUGGUCGUGUACGUCCUGAACUACUUUACCGGUCGCUCCAAGAACACGACGCUCGCCACUGCUUGGGCUCGCGAGAACGGCGCCAUCUUGCAAAAGAACUUUGCCCAAACCACGGAUCCCGAGUCUCGCGCCAUGCUCUACCCGGAAAAUGCCAGCAUGUUCUACAACUGGUCCACCGGCCGCGUCAACUGCGCAGGCAUGCUGACCACGCUCGACUUCCUCCGUCGCCCCGAUCUCCUUUCGAUGGUGUUUGCCACCACUCUGCAGCCCGCCACCGACAAGAUUACCUACGCUGUUGAGAUGAACAACGACGCCAUGGACACGUUUGUGGUGGCGUUCGGUCCCAAGGCCAAGCUGACCAAGCUUCGUUCAGAGAUGCACGAUCUUAGCUUCUUUACGACCGGCUACUCUGGAGAAUCGUACGGCCUGCCUGCGUCCUUUGCUGUUCAUACCGACUGCCCCGAGGUCGCUCGCGAGCUCAUCACACCCGAACUUGCCGAACGCAUCCGUGCCAACCCCAAGACAUUCGAUGUUUUCCACUUCUCUGACAAGUUCCAAGGCACGAUCGACAACGAAGUUCCGGCUGACCAGCGACCCACCCCUCGUCCCAUGCUCUUCAUGACGUUCAAUCUGGUUGGAUCGGCGCGAGGCAUGGUCCAGUCUGUCGAAUACACGCAGUUGGUCAUUGAUCUGCUUGACAAGGUUGCCCGCACCCGACUAACAUCUCAGUCCAAGCAGCGAGCAGACAAGAAGCGCGCUCAGAUGCAAGACGAAUUGAACAAGAUUGCGCACCAGAAACUGCAAGAGGCCGCGCAACUCAAACGCGAAGAAAAGCUCCGCCUGGAGCGCCAGCAGGCCAUGAACUCGAGCGAUCCAGAUGCUCGUGCCAAGUGGGAAGAGAAGCAGCGAAAGGACGAGAUGAAGAAGCGGAUGGCCAAGGGCAAGAUUGCCGUCAUGCGUUAAAUCUCCUCUUAACCCUAAGGCGUGCCCAUACUAGAGUAGAGUUUCUCCUCCAUUCUGUGUGUGUGUCCUAUGAUUUCACAAUUACAUGUUUCAUGAUUGCAAGCGAA
Messenger RNA from Capsaspora owczarzaki ATCC 30864, 1667 nucleotides. RefSeq lists its product as hypothetical. Lineage: Eukaryota; Filasterea; Ministeriida; Capsasporidae. Bases 49 to 1560 code for a protein of 503 amino acids. Gene Ontology annotation, biological process: endoplasmic reticulum calcium ion homeostasis. The transcript has 7 exons. Gene Ontology annotation, molecular function: calcium ion binding. Gene Ontology annotation, cellular component: endoplasmic reticulum. The record is from RefSeq and is a predicted model, not a curated record.